Molecule: messenger RNA, 1761 nt
Organism: Microplitis demolitor
Lineage: Eukaryota; Metazoa; Arthropoda; Insecta; Hymenoptera; Braconidae
Product: SET and MYND domain-containing protein 4
Exons: 4
Coding region: 1-1761 (586 amino acids)
Molecular function (GO): protein binding
Source: RefSeq, a predicted model, not a curated record
AUGGAUGGAAAAACACCGAGAGAUACGUCUUUGAAUGAUGAUGAAGUGCUUAUUAGACAGACUCUUGAGUAUUUUUCAUAUUCGGAGCUUCCAACAAUAGGGUUUUUAGAAAAAAGUUCAGACAGAGCGAUUGAGUUGAUAAAUAAAGGCAACGAAGCUUUUAUAAAAUCACCCCAGUCUAUGUCGACAGUUGAAAUAUAUACGGAAGCUCUUGCAAACGUACCAAAUUCAAAUAAUGAAUUACUGGCGCGAUGUUACGCUAACCGAUCAGCGGUGCUUUGUAACUGCAAAUUUUAUAAAGAUUCAUUGAAAGACAUAGACAAAGCUUUGGAGGUAGGAUACCCUGACCAUCUGAAAUCUAAAUUAUACGCGCGUCGCGCUAAAAAUUUAUCCUCAAUAGAUCCAAAGAUGCACAAAGAAAUAAAAAAAGCUGUUGCCAGUGCUCGAUACUGGAUGGAAAAAAUUGACAAUGAUGCUGAUAAAAACAAGAUCCGAAAUUCUUUGGAUGAUCUUAAAAAAAAUCAUAAUAAAACUUCAAUUAAUUAUGACACUGAUUUAAAUGUACCCGCGAUACCUCUGGAUAAUGAUAAAAUAUUACGAGCUUCAAGUGCCAUCGCUUUUAAAUAUUCCAAGGAAUUUGGCAGACAUAUCGUCGCAACUAGAGACAUUGAAGCUGGUGAAUCUCUUAGCAUGCAAAAAAUUUAUGCAUCAACUCUUCUGUCAGAUUGCUGCUAUACGCGUUGUUGGAACUGCUCAAAACAAGCUCGAUCUAGUGUACCAUGUUCAAAAUGCACUAAUGUCAUAUUUUGCGAUGAAAUUUGUCGAGAUUCUGCUUGGAAUGAGUAUCAUGACGUAGAGUGCAAAGUAAUUUCUGCAAUGCCUGUUAAAUCAAUUACUAAUAUAGAUAUCAUAGGAUUAAGAGUUACUAUAAAAGCCUACAAGGAAGCCGGUGAUUUGUCUUCACUAAAAAAAAAUCUAAAAGAAAUUGAUUCUCUGACUGAUCCAAUUACUCGAGGCUUUACUGAAAGUGCGUUUGAUGAAACAAAGUAUGCAAGUGUUUAUACAUUAAAUCGACGAUUAAGUACACUGGAAGAAAGAUCGAUCUACUGCGUAAAAUCUGCUUACAUUCUUCAAUAUUUGGCAGCAGUAACAGAAAUCUUAGGAGGUAAAAAGUUUAAUAAUUACCAGGAUUUUGUUAACGAUGAGUUGGCUGUUUUUUUAGGAGCAUUACUUUUUAUAAAUAUGGUGAUAACAACACAAAAUGCUUUCAAGACAUUGUUUAUGAAUCGUCCAGAUGGUUACGAAGAGUGUUACUACAUACUGAUGCCACUAGUAUGUCUCUACAAUCAUAGUUGUGAUGAAAAUGUAAUAGCUUGUGUUGAUCGUGACAUCAGUACGGUAUGUGCUGUUGAUAUCAUUAAAAAAGGUCAACAACUAUUUAUUAAUUAUGGGCAGCCAUAUUUAAAUUCUCCGACAAUCGCGAGAAGACAACACUUGAAAAAUUAUUUUGGCUUUACAUGUGAAUGCAUCGCCUGUGUUCGUAAUUGGGGCCCUGGUACAAAGUUUCCGUCUUAUCGCGAUCUAUCGAUACCUCGUGAAAUUAAAAAUAAUCUUGCUGGUAUUGAAAUGAAAAUUAUACAGCUAGCAAUCAAUCAGAAGAUAUUUAUCCAUCAUAAUGUCCAAUAUCCAUUUCGUAACUUUUAUAAAACAUUAGAAAAAAUUUUAAUAACUGCAUUAAAUACUUACGCUCAACUCACAUGA